GGCGCCUACAUCUGCGCCGUCUUCCUGCCCCACGGCCAGGCCCAGCAGCAGCUGUGGGUCCGCGUCCUCGCGUCCCCCAAGGUGACGCUGCGCCCCACACCCCUGGUGGUGGCCGUGGGGACGGAGGCUGAGCUGCUCUGCGACACCUCGGGCUACUUCCCCCUGGACGUGGGGGUGCGGUGGCACCGUUGGGGACAUUCGGGGACGCCACUGCCCCUCGAGGACGCGGUGGCCAUGAGCUGGACCUCGGGCCACCGCCGAGGACCCGACGGCACCUUCGGGCGCAGCAGCGGCGUCCGCUUGGUCCCCGCGCGUCCCCAGCACCACGGGGACGUCUACACCUGCGAGGUGACGCACGCGGCGCUGGCCGUCCCCAUCCGCGCCCGUGUCACCCUGGAGGUGGUCGGCACGGUGACCCCGGGCCUGGAGGACGCAGUGGGGCUGUGCCUGGUGGCCUUCGUCCUCUGCGGGCUCUGGCGCUGGCUCUGCCCCACACCCCCACAACCCGACCAGGACCCCAAG
Messenger RNA from Mesitornis unicolor (brown roatelo), 522 nucleotides. Its product is annotated as tapasin-like. The record is from RefSeq and is a predicted model, not a curated record. The annotation marks the transcript as partial. Gene Ontology annotation, biological process: antigen processing and presentation of endogenous peptide antigen via MHC class I. Lineage: Eukaryota; Metazoa; Chordata; Aves; Mesitornithiformes; Mesitornithidae. Gene Ontology annotation, cellular component: membrane. The transcript is spliced from 4 exons.